This is a messenger RNA of Nymphaea colorata (pocket water lily), 1035 nucleotides long. RefSeq lists its product as uncharacterized. Lineage: Eukaryota; Viridiplantae; Streptophyta; Magnoliopsida; Nymphaeales; Nymphaeaceae. The record is from RefSeq and is a predicted model, not a curated record. The transcript has a single exon. The coding region runs from base 133 to 867 and encodes 244 amino acids.
UCAGUAACAGAACUCGUGGGGACUUCUGAUCUUUAGCUUUCUCUCCGUCUCUCUCUCUAAAAUGGAUGCAUCCUGUGAGCAGUAUAACUGAUCAUCGUCGUUUGGAUUGUCUCCAUAUGCUCUCGCCAAAAAAUGGCUUCCACCCUCGUGCCUAUCGACUCCAACCCCUUGCUCUCUGCUGUCGUCUCCUUCUGCCUCUUGUUGCUGCUAUACGCCCCUCACAUCCUUCUCCGGCUUCUCCUCUCGCCGGUUAUCGUCUCCGCGGGCGCCCUCCUAGUCGGAAUCCUUCAUCUUGGAUCGACCAAGAAGCCAUUGCAACUCGAGCACUCCUCGACACAGGCAACCACAGUAGAAGAAGAUGGGGAAUGCGGGAAAGAGGAAGAAAAUGAAAAGGAAGUUGUUCCUCGGCCGAGACGGAGGUUUUCCGACGUACUGGUGGAGUGGAACCGGCGAGCUCCGCUGGAGGUGAUAUAUGAGAAUGAGUACGAAGGAGAGGGAGGCGACGAAGAGGCAGUGGUGGAUGGUGGUCGGCCGGAGUACUACUCCUCUCCAGCGAGAGAGCGGAAGGAGACGUGCGCCCUGCAGUGCUACUACCCGGAAUCAGAUUCGGACAGCUCGUCGGAUGACGGUUUCCCGGCGAUGUGGGAGAGGCCCGACAACCGGUGCUUUCGAUGGGAGGACGACAAUGAGGAUGGCCUCAUUGAGAUACCAAUCUUCAAGGCAAAGGACACGUGCCGAUCGCCGGCCGAGGAGUUGGAUUUCUACCUCGUGGACGAUGAUAAUCUCAUAGAGAUCGAUCUUUUCGACCAGACGGUUGUCAAGAGCCAAAGGUUUCCGGCGAAGAUCGAGGCUGCCGCUCAGUGUUAAGUCAGGUCCGUAGUCCAGAUUGUAUUAGUUGAUGGGCAGUGACAGAUCUCAUUCGCAGUAAGGGAAUUUCUUGUUUAUACUUCAAAAAUUUCAAUGUUUCAAGCAGAAAAUGUGAAACAUAUCGGAAUUAUGUAUGAAGAACCGAAACAGAAUGAAAACAUCUAACUU